Molecule: messenger RNA, 3155 nt
Organism: Chara braunii
Lineage: Eukaryota; Viridiplantae; Streptophyta; Charophyceae; Charales; Characeae
Source: the annotation of a GenBank genome assembly
GUCAGAGAGACAGAGAGAGAGAGAGAGAGAGAGAGAGAGAGAGAGAGAGAGAGAGAGAGAGAGAGAGAGAGAGAGAGAGAGAGAGAGAGAGAGAGGUGGUAGAUGUGCGCCUGAGGGUCCCUGCUUCUGAGAGAGAGAAAAACGGCGACUAGGCUAUAAGUAUGGAGGCGAUACGUGGGCAAGUUGGUGAUGUGCUCCUGAGGGUCCCUGCUUCUGGGAGAGAAGAAUGGCGGCUAGGCGAGUCACAGAAGUGGCAGGAAGGUUGCAAGGCAGAGAGGGAGGCGCGGUGGUACCCGGGACAGGACUGGGAAGAUACAGCAAUCGCUUACACAGAGGCAUGGAGGGAGAAGCCGCCCAAUGCCAAGUCGGAUUUGCACUCGUCCCAAUGGGGGGGAGAACGGAAAAGUGACCAGGUGUGGUGGCAAUCCGAUGGGCAGUCCGAGUGGGAAGAGGACUGGGAUUCGGAUCGCCAUCAGGAGGACGACGGGGAGGAAGGGGAGGAGGAAGAAGGAGAUGAAGACGAGGAUGAUGAUGAAGAAGAAGAAGAAGAAGAAGAAGAAGAAGAAGAAGAAGAAGAAAAGGAUGAUGCUGUGGCGGACGUCCAUGAUGACGAUGACGAGGAUGUGGAUGCAAUUGAUGAGAGGGUCUCCUCUCUCGCGAGCUCCAUGUACGGCAACGGAGAUUGCGACGAAGUGUAUGAUGGGUGUCUUGGUAACGACGCCCUGGAGAACCGGAUUUUCCCGCCGAGGAUUGACCAUCUUAGGAUUGAGAAAGGAGAGAGAGAGGUAGUGACGAUGGGAGGGAAAGUAAAUGGGCGCGAUGGUGGGUGGAUUGGGGGGGGGGGAUAUGAAUCUGCGUGCCACGUCGUCGGCGGCGGUGGGUAUUGCGGAAGAGCACAUGAGUGCCGCUCUUUGAGUUCUAAGGAGGAUGAUAGGUUGUUGAGUUAUGGGAGUGUUUUCUUGCGUCAACGAGAUGUCAAUCUUCUUGCUGAACCCAAUUGGAUCAACGAUAAAAUAAUUCAGUUUUACUUCGCUUAUUUAUCCUCGGAGAAAGCUCGUAAUUGGAGAGUUCUCCUCAUGGAUCCGUCGGCGUCUUUCUGGUUGUCCCAUUGCCCCGAUCGUGGGGACGUGUCGAAGGUCGUCGAUCAGUUCGAGUUCAACAGGAGGGUUGUUGUUAUGUUUCCUGUAAACAAUUACGAUUAUGUGUUCGAUAGCGUUUGGGAAGGCGUAGGAGGAGGGGGGAGUCAUUGGAGUCUGUUGGUCUAUGUGAGGGACGAAAAUCAGUUUCAUCACUUUGACUCCAAUGGCGGUGUGAAUUAUCGCCACGCCUUGCAUCUUGCGAAUGCCACGUGGCGCUUUCUAGGAGCGCCGUGCAGGCCGCCGAUCAUACAAAAGUCAACGCCUCAGCAAACCAAUGGCCACGAUUGUGGGAUGUAUGUGAUCGCCAUUGCCGACGUGCUGUGUGCGCUCUAUCUCAGUUUACACCUCCAUUCAUUGGGGAGGAGACUGUCGCCGUCGAGGGUUGCGCAGGAGGUUGACCAGCUGACUGCCACGUGGAUCAGACAGAUGAGACUGACAGUGCGGGACUUAAUCCAGUCACGAACUCUCUGCCAUUGAGCUCUUGAGUGCAUACACGCUGCUCAGCGUUUGCAGAUUUCUGUUUCUGUCACGUUGGUGGCCCGUAUAAGGAGGUCGGGGCCACCGCCGCCGCAGUCGCUGCUUAAGUGGAGACGGAGGACUUGAGGUAUAUAUACAUACAUAUAUGAUAUCUAUUUGUGACGACAUAUAUAACUGUAUCUCUAGUCCGCUGGUUGUGAUAUUUUGGUGCACAUUGGGGACUGCGCACCGGCGGAUGCGGUUCUGCUGUGCGACUGCGCGACUAUGCGACUGCGACAGUGGGACUGUGCGCUUCUGCGCCCGAAUGCGAUUGAUCGAGUCGUCGGUCUUUACAUUGUGGGGGUAGGUAGGUAGUCCAAGUCAACAAGGUGAUAGCGAUCGCGUGGUGUCGUUGAUGAGGCCGAGGACUGGUGAUCACGAUCGCAGUGUCAUCACUCAGAUGCAGCGGACGUGGAUAAUCUGCGGCGAAUUGCGGGUUCUGNUGUCAUCACUCAGAUGCAGCGGACGUGGAUAAUCUGCGGCGAAUUGCGGGUUCUGCUGUGCGACUCCGCGACUGCGACUGUGGGACUGUGCGCUUCUGCGCCCGAAUGCGAUUGAUUGAGUCGUUGGUCUGUACAUGGUGGGGGUAGGUAGAUGGUCCAAGUCAACAAGGUGAUAGCGAUCGCGUGGUGUCGUUAAGCUAUGAGGCUGAGGAGCGGUGAUCACGAUCUCAGUGUCAUCACUCAGCUGCAGCGGACGUGGAUAAUCUGCGGGCGAAUUGCAUGGUAAGGGGGUGACUCGGAGACCAUCCACGCUCUUCUCCUCCGAGGCGCAUGUGCCGGCGGGCUAUUGGCCCCCUUCUUCCAGGGAGAGGUCUGUCGAUGGAGUCAAGAUCUCAAUGCGAUCUAUGAUGUGUCAGGUAGGGGUGGCGGCGCCAGGUCAUCCAUGUCGGAGUUCGUGUUGUCAAGUGUUGGAGAUUCUUGCGUCUUUUAUUGUAUACAAAAAAGAAAGGAUGCGUGGUUUUGUUGUUCGGAUUGCACGCUCCUAGGCAAGGAGAGUGACGACGAAUGUGGCUGAGUCAAAAGGGAGAGGAUAAAAAGGGGUUGUCCUGGUGGCUGCGGCCUUGCCUAAAGAGAAUGCACGUGCAGCAUGGCUGUGUUUCAUCCAACAGGUGGCUUCGAUAGGCUCACAACGAUCCAAUUGGAGGAGGGUGACGAAGAUGUGGGGGGGAUAGGGGGAAGAGGAGGAGAAGGGUAUCCAUAGCCUCCUCAGUGUCCUUUAUGGUGGCCAUUGUUGUCUCGGAGCAUCUCCCCACUGCUCCUUUCCCUGCAUUUGGAUUGGGCGAUUUUGUCGAUAGGGCAUAUGUGCUAGUUGUUUUCUGUUCUUGGUUUUGUCCUCUGUUUGUUCUUUACUCAGAGCAAACGGCUGUGCGUUUGAACAGCGGGGCACACGAUCGGAUUCAUCAUUCACACGGCGAUGUCCCUGUUGAUGUUGCUCUGCAUGCCCGUAGGCGUGGUAAACUUGUGCUUUGAGCAACGUAAACAAACGGAAGGCAACCCC